AUGAUUUUCACCAACUGCCUCCCCGAAGACUCCUAUGAAGGAGAAGUCAAUGGAAUCACUAUGUCAUGGCACCAAAAUGCCAAGGGUCGACUGCCUGAGCUUGCUGAGAAGUACGGUGCGGAUGCGAAGAAAUUGAAGGCUAUGGCUGAGCACUUAACCCAUGCAUCUCUUGUAAGGCUUGGAAAGCCUACAGGUUUCAUCUUGUAA
This is a messenger RNA of Trichophyton verrucosum HKI 0517, 207 nucleotides long. RefSeq lists its product as uncharacterized. The transcript has a single exon. The record is from RefSeq and is a predicted model, not a curated record. The coding region runs from base 1 to 207 and encodes 68 amino acids. Lineage: Eukaryota; Fungi; Ascomycota; Eurotiomycetes; Onygenales; Arthrodermataceae.